AUGAAGCGAGAAGGAGAAAAAGAAAAAGAAAAAGAUGAGAACGACGACGACGAUAAAGACGACGAGGAAGACGAGCUCUUCGCCAACGAGCUGACUCUCCAGAUGAUGGUGAAGUUCUCUCAACAACAAAAACAAAAACAAAAGAAGGAGAAGAAGAAGAAGGUGUUGGUAUUGAACUCAUUUUUAGGGAAGUUUAUUCCUUCAGAAAUCAUCGAGCACGUAUUCAAACACCUCAGCGCGGAAGACGUGGCGAAUUCUGGCCAAACGUGUAAGAUAUUCAGGCAAGUUGCGAGGAGAGAUUCAAUCUGGAAGCGAUUGUAUUUCGACCGGUGGCGAAGUGAAAAAUCAACCUCAUCAACAACAACUGGCAGCGAUGAUGAUGAAGACGAAGAAGAGAAUAAACGAAAAGAAGAAGAACAACAAGAACAAGAGCAACACGAAUCAAAUCGAAAACGAAAACGAGGAAGCAAAACAUUUCGGAAUAGAUACUUUGAGAGAGACGAGAAGGAUUUACACAACGCGUUACUUAACGUGCCGGAAUCUCAAAAGCAGAUAUACGCGGACGUGCAAGCCUCAAAGCGAAGCGAGGUGCCAGAUCCAGCAAACGACGUUUUAAUCGCGGCGUCGGUAUCUACCGCGAAGAACGUGGAAGGCGCAAUUCGGUUUUGGAAGGAAAGAAAAGGUUUCUCAGUACCAUCAAAAGUGGAAGAAGAAGAACGCAUGAAGCACAAGUGCGGGAAAAGCUGGGGGUGUUCCUAUCAUCGAAUAGGUGGAAUAUUCUUGUGCGAGAAGACUGGCAGAGAGCAUCGAUGCGGCCCUCGAUGCGACGCUCGCAUCCUAAUCGAUGACACGUACGUGUGUGGAAUUAGUGGAAUAACGUCCAUGGACGAUAAUGGAACUACCAUAGUUGAAGAGGACAGGUGCACGCGGGAGUUAGCCGGCGCAACCGCGGACGAUGAGUUUGGGUUAGAGAACGAACCAAACUUUGGUGAACGCGGGUACAUUCUCAACGCGUUCGAGCAAGGCUAUUCGUGCGAAAACGAAAAGGAGUUGCACGAUUUGUGGUGGGUCGGCUACCGCAACGGACGCAAAUCGCAAAAGAGGCUGAAGAAAGAAGACGAGGAGGAGGAGCGAUAUUUCGUGUGA
Messenger RNA from Bathycoccus prasinos, 1146 nucleotides. Its product is annotated as F-box family protein. NCBI's taxonomy places the organism in Eukaryota, Viridiplantae, Chlorophyta, Mamiellophyceae, Mamiellales, Bathycoccaceae. Gene Ontology annotation, molecular function: protein binding. The transcript has a single exon. The record is from RefSeq and is a predicted model, not a curated record. The coding region runs from base 1 to 1146 and encodes 381 amino acids.